Messenger RNA from Pocillopora meandrina, 668 nucleotides. Lineage: Eukaryota; Metazoa; Cnidaria; Anthozoa; Scleractinia; Pocilloporidae. The record is from the annotation of a GenBank genome assembly.
AUGCAAAUCGUCACGAAAUUGGACAAGCUGUUUCCAGGUUGGUCGGUUAGGGCACUAUUCUCGGCAUAUGAUUUCUUUGAUUUGAAAUUUAUUAUCCAAUUAAGAAGCAUAGAUAAACAGAAAAAAAUACACUUGAGAGUACAUUUAAAUUGUUUUCAAUAAACUUUUGGAUAGAGUCUUUUCAAAGAAAUUCCACUUUGCUCUUUUCUUGCUUUCUUGUCCUUUUCUUCUUUUUGGUUUUCGUCUCGUUUAACUUCCCUUGAUUUAUUUUUGCUGCCGUAAUUUUGUCUUUAUUCAGUACGUCAGAGUUCAACAAUUACGAUUGUUGGUCGACUUAAAGACGGCACAAUUUAAGAGAAAUUUUUUAUCAAACUACUCAGUGUAGUCAUGGCUACACUGAGUAGUUUUCGCUUCGAACUUUGCUAAAUUUCUCUUAUUUUUUAUCUCCCACAGGAGCCUUUGGAGCUUCAUUGAAAAGCAGCGUGGCUAGUGAGAUUAAGAACAAAAAACUCGACACCAUCAAAGAUUGUAAAGCUGGUAUUGAGUUUCACGUAAUGCCAGCCGAAAGCCACACUCCAAACAACAGUACUCGUCGCACUAAGCGAAGCGUACGCUCUGCAAGUUGUUGCUGCUGCGUUUGUGGGAUGGUGUCACAGCAAUUGCAUUGA